AUGACAGCCAACGGUGAAUUCAAGAGGGUCAGUCUUGAAUCCUUUUCCAUCUCCAAGAAACACUCCAGGUUCUAUUUUGCCGAUGGAAACGUGGUAUUCAGAGUAGAAAACACUCUAUAUCGGAUCCACAGAUAUUUUUUCCAGCGUGAUUCACCGGUUUUUGAAGUUAUGUUCUCACUUCCUACGCCGAUAGGAGAGCGGCCAGAAGGAGAAGAUGAAGAUAAGCCAAUACAGCUGGGCGGCUUCGAAUGUCGGGAUUUUGACCGUUUAUUGUCACUGAUGUACCCCAAGGAUUUUACGAAUUCCUACGAGUUCUCAACUCUCGAAGAGUGGAUCUCCGUUCUAAAAUUGACGACGCAUUGGGACUUCAGCUCUAUUCGAAAUCUUGCUAUAAAGCAACUCUCUUCGAUUGGUUCCUCCGCAGACCUUGUUAUGUUAGGGCAUCAAUAUGGUGUAUCACAGUGGCUGCUCCCGGAGUACAUGGAAUUAUGUGUCCGUGAUGAACCGUUAACACUGGAGGAGGGACGCAAACUUGGCGUCGAUAUGGUGGUCACGAUAAACCAGAUUCGCAACCAAAUUCGCUAUAGGUCGAACCUGAAUCGUCACAAAGAGGCGAUUUCUGACCUAGUGAGGAGCGUUUUGACAUUUGCCGAUUGA
Lentinula edodes (shiitake mushroom) is the source of this 657-nucleotide messenger RNA. RefSeq lists its product as uncharacterized. Bases 1 to 657 code for a protein of 218 amino acids. Gene Ontology annotation, molecular function: protein binding. The transcript has 3 exons. NCBI's taxonomy places the organism in Eukaryota, Fungi, Basidiomycota, Agaricomycetes, Agaricales, Omphalotaceae. The record is from RefSeq and is a predicted model, not a curated record.